AUGAAAUCAACUUCUCAAGAGGAAUGGAUGAAAAUUGUUCAAACCUUUAGUAAAGCAAUUUAUAGUUCUUUAGCUAAGGAAAAGAACAUUAUGAUCAGGGAGCUGAUGACAAUUUUCAAUGAUUUUGAUGAAAAGCUUAAUAGAACAUUAAAAAAUAAUGCAAUGAAGCAAGAAAUGCUAGAAAAAGGUCGAGAUUUACUUAAAAAGCAAACAGUUACAUUAGAAGAUGCAAAAAGAAAAAGCGAUAUCAUCAAAAUUGCAGAACAAAACACAAAUCCUAUAAAUAAUGAAAAACUUGCUUCGCAAAUUCUUGCUUUAGAAAAAGAAAUUAAACGAUAUACUCCAAAUUAUCAAACCUCAAAAAUUGAUAAAUCAAAAAACUGUUUAUAUUUAAUCGAUACGAAAUUAAAACGACUUGAAGAUUUGAGUUACACGCUUUUAAAACGUUCUGUCGUUGUUGAUGAAGGUAACGAAGUGACUGAUCAAAUUAAUUCUGAAUUUGGUUCAAUUUUAGGAUUGUUACAAUCAUACCAUACACUUACAGAAGAAAAUGAAAUGCUUAAGCAGCAAGAAAGAAAUAUUGGACUUGAUUCGUUAUCAAAAAGGAGACCAUUUUCGCAACUGACAACACUAUGUGUGCAAACAUUAUCUAUACUUUUUCAAAACGAUCUCAAAAGUCAUGAAUAUGCUGCAUCGAAGCUUAGAUUAAAGUUUGAAGACUGUGAUUCAAAGGAUUUUGAUGAACUAUCGCAGGAUAAAUCCUUUUUAAUGAACAAAAAUGAUCUGGAGAGCAUGAAAAAACAACUUGAAGAAAUAAAUCAAGAAAUUUCAGAUCGUUCUGAUGAAGUGAGGAAAAUUACAGCACAAGUUGAUACAGCAAUGGCUCCACUUAUAAAGAAUAGAAUGUCAACAAAAACAUUAACUGUGGAUAAACUCUCUGCAAUGUGUGAACAUUUAAUUAGUCAACUUUCUGUUAACAGAAAGAAAAACGAGCAAUUAAAUAAUGAUAUAGAAGCUAUAUCAAAGCAAAUAUUACAGAUAGAAGAAGAAAAAAACAAUUAUGCAAAACAAUAUAUUAAUCUUUUUGCUCCAAUUUUCCAAUUACUUGAUGCACAUGAUGCUAUUUACGCAAAUAUGUAUGGAAAUAAGCAAAGGGCAAAGACACUUCAAGCUAUUUGCUCAGCAUUUGGUUUAGAUUUGUUUUAUCAGCGGCAAACGUAUAAAGAUGCAAUAAUUCCUAAACAAGUAAUGUCAAGGUUGAAUACAUCACCUACUACUCCCAAGAUUAUAUCUCCACAAGUUUCUACUAAUUUAUUAAGUAUGAAGCAAAGUGGAAAAUCAAAAGUCUUGAUAAAGCCGAGUACAUCAGUUAGACAAAAGAUGGUCAAAAUACCUCAGCAAAAGAGUACUUUAUCUAUAAGAUUAGGUAGUCAAUUUUUAUCAAAUUCAAUUGAAGAAGUACCUUCAGCACCACCUGAACUACUUCCAGAUGUAACUGACCAAAGUGGGAAUCCUGAAGAAAAGAAGCAAAUUAAUGAAGAAAAGAAACCUAAACAAAAUGUGGUUGAUAAAUUCAUUAAUUUCUUCUUACUUACAGAUAUUCAUAAACUUGCAUCCCAUUUAGAUAGUAAAAUACCUGAUACUUCAGAAGCAAUCAAAGAAUUUCGAACCAAUUCACUCCAAGAAAUUCACAAAACAGCUGAAGAGUCGAUGAAACAAUAUCUUCAAGAAACUUCUGCCCAAUUACAACAGAUCAGACAAUUAAGUCAACUUAUAUUAGUCAAGGAAAAGGCUUCUAUUUCAACACAAAUCGAUCCUAUCCCAUUUGUUGAUGUUGAGACAAUGACGGAACAGCAUAAGAAGGGCAAAAAAUAA
Molecule: messenger RNA, 1875 nt
Organism: Trichomonas vaginalis G3
Lineage: Eukaryota; Parabasalia; Trichomonadida; Trichomonadidae
Exons: 1
Coding region: 1-1875 (624 amino acids)
Source: RefSeq, a predicted model, not a curated record